AACAAUCUCCAUCCCCCGCAAAAAAAAACUCUAAUUCCGUCCUUGGUCAUUUCAUCCAUGGCAUUUCUGUCCAUUCCUACCAUUUUCUGUGGAGCUGCUCCUGCAAUUCUAUCUCGUUACUCGACUCCAUCACCAUACUAUUUUCUUCAACUAGAAAUCCCCAAUCAGUAUUCAUUGCAGCUGAAGCCAUCCUCCAGACUAAACCUAUCGGCAUUAUGCACGAGUUACGAGGUCGGCGCAGGAUUUUUGGCGGAGGAAUUCGGAGCUCAAAAUGGAAGAAUGGAAAAUAGUGGACCUGAAAUUGGAGAUUUUGAUACUUCUCAGUAUCAAGUUCUUCUUAAAGGUGGUGAACAAGUUACCUCCGUCCUUGAAGAAAUGGCCAAGCUAUUGGAAGAUAUGAAGAUGGAUGAAGCAUCUGAGGAGGUAGCAGUGCAAUUGGCUGCACAAGGAGUGAUUGGGAAAAGAGUUGAUGAAAUGGAGUCCGGGUUCAUGAUGGCCCUUGAUUACAUGAUCCAAAUUGCUGACAAGGACCAGGAUGACAAGCGCAAAUCACUCUUGGAAGUUAUCAAGGAGACUGUGUUAUCCCAUCUUACCAAGAAGUGCCCCCCUCAUGUUCAAGUCGUAGGCCUGCUCUGUAGAACUCCCCAAAAAGAAAGCAGACAUGAAUUGCUCAGGCGAGUAGCUGGUGGUGGUGGAGUAUUUCAAAGUGAGAAUGGAACAAAAGUCCAUCUUCCUGGGGCAAAUUUGAAUGAUAUAGCUAACCAAGCGGAUGAUAUUCUGGAGACAAUGGAAUCUCGUUCUGUUAUCCCUGACAGGAAGUUACUAGCAAGGUUGGUUUUAAUCAGAGAAGAAGCUAGGAACAUGAUGGGAGGUGGAAUACUUGACGAAAGAAAUGAUCGUGGCCUUAAUAUUCUUCCUGAAUCAGAGGUGAACUUUUUAACUAAACUUGUUUCCCUAAGACCAGGGAAAACAGUACGCGACAUGAUAAAAGACGUGAUGCUUGGUAAAGAAGAAGGUGCAGACAGUUCGGAUGAUGAAGUUGGUGCUGCUGGUGGAAUUGCAGGAAGGGCAAGUGUAAGUGGGCGAAAACCACAUCCUGUGCGUCCUGGCAUGUUUCUUGAAACAGUUUCUAAGGUGUUAGGUGGCAUAUAUGGAGGAAAUGUCUCUGGAGUUACAGCACAGCAUCUUGAAUGGGUUCAUCAGAACACACUUCAAAUACUUCAAGAGAUUGCAUUCUAGUUGUUCCUUGCACUACUUCCCAGGAACUUCUCGAGACGAAAGUUAAUAUAUCCUGCCCACUUAUCUUGGAAGCCUCAUAAAAUUUGGUAUUUGAAUAUUUCACAAUCUAUGUAUGAU
This is a messenger RNA of Solanum verrucosum, 1356 nucleotides long. RefSeq names its product protein PEP-RELATED DEVELOPMENT ARRESTED 1, chloroplastic. Lineage: Eukaryota; Viridiplantae; Streptophyta; Magnoliopsida; Solanales; Solanaceae. The transcript has 9 exons. Bases 58 to 1239 code for a protein of 393 amino acids. The record is from RefSeq and is a predicted model, not a curated record. Gene Ontology annotation, cellular component: chloroplast nucleoid. Gene Ontology annotation, biological process: regulation of DNA-templated transcription.